CACAUGAGCAUGAUGAAGUACGACGAGCACACGGUCUGCAAGCCCUUGGUCUCGCAGGAGCUGAGCUUCUACGAGUCGCUGCCCUUGGCCAUGAGGCAGUUCACACCCCAGUACAAAGGCAUCGUUUCUGUGCACCUCAAAAAGGACAGCCUCGGCAACCUGACCCUGAUCGCCAGCCCCAGCCUGCAGCCGGAGAGCUGUGGCCGGCUGGAUAACGCCAUCGGCGACUCCUCGGUGACGAUAUGGCACAAAUGCAAGUGGGCUGCCGGCACCGGCACCGGCAGCGAGCACACGCUCGUCAAGUGGAGUCACACGCAGCUCACCAAGACCUUCAAAGACAGCUGCCCGGGGAAGAUGCUAUUGAGGACAGACCUUCAGUACCGCACAGAUUCACUGUUGGAAGGUGCAAACAGAAACCAGCCAGAAAGAAAGAGCUACAACCCCUGGGGACUGCACUGUCACAGGCAGCACCUGAACCGCAUGUCCUCCAAGCAUAAUGAGAACAAACUUCAUCAGUUUCUAUUGCUUGAAAAUGUGGUAUCAAAGUACAACUAUCCCUGCAUCCUGGACUUAAAGAUGGGAACCAGGCAGCACGGCGAUGAUGCCUCGGAGGAAAAGAAAGCCCGGCACAUCAAGAAAUGUGAACAAAGCACCUCUGGGUCUCUGGGUGUUCGCAUCUGUGGGAUGCAGGUUUACCAAGCGGAUACUGGCCAUUUUCUCUGCAAAGAUAAGUAUUACGGCAGGAAACUCUCACCGGAGGGAUUCAGGCAAACCUUGCGCCAGUUCCUGUGCAACGGUAACCACCUGCGAACGGAUCUCCUGGAGCCCAUCAUCCUGCGGCUAAAAGCUCUGCUUUCUGUCAUUAGGAAGCAAAGCUCUUACAGGUUCUACUCCAGCUCCCUGCUCAUCAUUUACGAUGGACAGGAGCACAAGGAGAACAUGGCAUCCUUGGAUAAUCACCUCCACUUCCCAAAAACAAACUGCACCACAUCACAGAGCACUAGUCACUCCAGAGUUGACGUCCGGAUGAUAGACUUUGCCCACACCACUUUUAAAGGCUCCAAAUGCAAUCACACCACUUAUGAUGGGCCAGACCACGGCUAUAUUUUUGGCCUCGAGAAUCUCAUCAAAAUCCUUCAGAAUAUCUCAGAAGGAAAAUGACAAAUUCUGUGAAAUAGCCUGGAUUUACUAGUGACCGAUAGCCCUGAAACGUACCUCAUUUGGGUCAGUUGUAUGGGACCCACACAGCUGCUGGAUGUCAUGUGCACGGUUUGGAAUGAAAGCAUGGACAGAUUGCUAGGAAAGUGCAAAAAAAGCUACGUGCCAUUACUGAACUCAAGCGUAAAAAGCAAAGAGCUGAAAGAAUCUCUUCUGCCUGCAAUCAAUCAGAAGAUUUAUUCUCCUUUCUUGUUUUACUGCUGUUCUUGAUUUAUUUGUGAGCCAAAAGAAAGCAUUACUUGAAAAAGUCUUAAUGAU
This is a messenger RNA of Phaethon lepturus (White-tailed tropicbird), 1476 nucleotides long. RefSeq names its product inositol hexakisphosphate kinase 3 (gene IP6K3). The annotation marks the transcript as partial. The transcript is spliced from 5 exons. Gene Ontology annotation, cellular component: nucleus; cytoplasm. Gene Ontology annotation, biological process: phosphatidylinositol phosphate biosynthetic process; inositol phosphate biosynthetic process. Gene Ontology annotation, molecular function: inositol hexakisphosphate kinase activity. The record is from RefSeq and is a predicted model, not a curated record. NCBI's taxonomy places the organism in Eukaryota, Metazoa, Chordata, Aves, Phaethontiformes, Phaethontidae.